AUGUCAGAAAGAGAAGAUGAAUCGAGUGAAAAAACGGAAGAGGAUGAAACUAAUCAGAGUGAAGAUAACGAGGGUUAUUCAUACAGUGAAGAUUCAAUAUCUUCUGACGAAUUAACGGACGACUCUGAGGUAACCAGUGUAACACGAUCAUUAUCGUUCACCAAUGAGGAAAAGUUACUGUCCAAUUAUUCUGACGAAUUUGGAGUGGGAUCGAGUAAAGUAUCGACACCAGUGGACUACCAGAUACCAAGUUAUUCCUCAUUGAAUCCCGGCCCGACGCCUCCAACUGGAUUCAACUGCAUUCAACGAAAAAAUAUGAGCUUUUCAAACAUGGAAAUGGUGAAAAUAGAAAGGGAAAAUCAGUGUUUGUUGAGAAAAAUAAUGGCCCAACAAAGACAAAAAAAAUCUGUAUUCACGACAGCGGUUGUCCCAGUUCGAUUGGCAAGUUCUGCCAUUAAUCGUAAGAGGAUGCAACGAAGAAUCGACGAAGACAAUAUUACAAUACUGAGAAAAAUUCAAGGAGCCAAAUCAUCCUCACUGUCUGGUAAAAGAGUUGAUGUUUACAAAUCGACAUGUUGACAAGAAAAAUUCCCAUGACACUGCAAUUCGAUCAUAACCAAUAAACAUUGUAACAAAUAAAUAAUAGAAUUACACCCGAGUA
This is a messenger RNA of Diachasmimorpha longicaudata, 661 nucleotides long. RefSeq names its product cilia- and flagella-associated protein 97-like. The coding region runs from base 1 to 579 and encodes 192 amino acids. The record is from RefSeq and is a predicted model, not a curated record. NCBI's taxonomy places the organism in Eukaryota, Metazoa, Arthropoda, Insecta, Hymenoptera, Braconidae. Gene Ontology annotation, biological process: spermatogenesis. The transcript has 2 exons.